Molecule: messenger RNA, 1302 nt
Organism: Saccharomyces kudriavzevii IFO 1802
Lineage: Eukaryota; Fungi; Ascomycota; Saccharomycetes; Saccharomycetales; Saccharomycetaceae
Gene: ADE12
Product: adenylosuccinate synthase
Exons: 1
Coding region: 1-1302 (433 amino acids)
Biological process (GO): IMP metabolic process; 'de novo' AMP biosynthetic process
Cellular component (GO): cytoplasm
Molecular function (GO): GTP binding; adenylosuccinate synthase activity
Source: RefSeq, a predicted model, not a curated record
AUGGUUAACGUUGUAUUAGGUUCCCAGUGGGGUGAUGAAGGUAAAGGUAAAUUGGUUGAUUUACUUGUUGGUAAAUAUGACAUUGUAGCCCGUUGCGCAGGGGGUAACAAUGCUGGCCAUACCAUUGUUGUAAAUGGUGUUAAAUAUGAUUUCCAUAUGUUACCAUCUGGUCUAGUCAACCCAAACUGUCAAAAUUUAUUGGGUAAUGGUGUUGUUAUCCAUGUUCCAUCUUUUUUCAAAGAAUUGGAAACUUUGGAGGCUAAAGGUUUGAAAAAUGCAAGAGGAAGAUUAUUUGUUUCUUCUAGAGCACAUCUGGUCUUUGACUUCCAUCAAGUAACCGAUAAAUUAAGAGAAUUGGAGUUAUCAGGUCGCUCAAAAGAUGGUAAAAACAUCGGUACCACAGGUAAAGGUAUUGGUCCAACCUACUCUACAAAGGCUUCAAGAUCUGGUUUGAGAGUUCAUCAUUUAGUCAAUGAUCAACCAGGUGCUUGGGAAGAAUUUGUCGCUAGAUACAAGAGGUUGCUGGAAACAAGAAGACAAAGAUAUGGUGAUUUCGAAUAUGACUUUGAGGCUAAACUGGCUGAAUAUAAGAAGUUAAGAGAACAAUUGAAGCCAUUCGUUGUCGACUCCGUUGUUUUUAUGCAUAAUGCCAUUGAAGCAAAGAAAAAGAUAUUAGUCGAAGGUGCUAAUGCGUUGAUGUUAGAUAUCGAUUUUGGUACUUACCCAUAUGUUACUUCCUCAAGUACUGGUAUUGGUGGUGUCCUCACAGGUUUAGGUAUUCCUCCACGUACUAUUGAUGAAAUUUACGGUGUUGUUAAGGCCUACACAACUAGAGUUGGUGAAGGUCCAUUCCCAACAGAACAAUUGAACGAAGACGGGGAGAAAUUGCAAACCAUAGGUGCUGAAUUCGGUGUUACAACCGGUCGCAAGCGUCGUUGUGGUUGGUUAGACCUGGUAGUCCUGAAAUAUUCUACUUUGAUCAACGGGUACACAAGUUUGAACAUUACCAAAUUAGAUGUUCUAGAUACAUUUAAGGAGAUCCCAAUAGGUAUUUCAUAUUCUAUUCAAGGUAAGAAGUUAGACCUGUUCCCCGAAGAUUUGAAUAUCUUGGGUAAAGUUGAAGUUGAAUACACAGUUUUACCAGGUUGGGAUCAAGAUAUCACCAAAAUUACGAAAUACGAAGAUUUGCCUGAAAAUGCAAAGAAGUAUUUGAAGUAUAUUGAAGAUUUUGUCGGUGUUCCUGUUGAAUGGGUUGGAACGGGUCCGGCAAGAGAAAGUAUGUUGCAUAAAGAAAUUAGAUAG